AUCACGUGAAUCGCGGUAUAUUUAGCUAGUAACACUUAUGGUUUGACUGCGGAGUGCGAAGGAUUUUAGUCAGGGUACCUCUCUGAAUUAUUACUAUUAAAACCAUAAGCUGACGUUUUCUCAUUCUGAUUCGUAAAUAUAAAUAUUCUUUCUUCAGUCAGUGUGGAUUUUUUUUACAGUACGAACAAACCUAUCCUGCUAGCUGUUAGGCGUAACAUGCAGCCAAAUGAAAGUGUUAAGUCAGAUUUUAAUUCCACAGCUUCCUCUGGUUCACAGUUUCGUGUUCUUGUUGGUGUAACCGGUAGUGUAGCAGCCUUAAAAUUGCCUUUGUUGGUGGCGAGACUCCUUGAAUUACCCGGGGUUGACGUCCAGGUGGUCGCCACUGACCACGCCACACACUUCUUCAGCCCUGAAGAGAUCCCAGUCAGAAUCUAUAGUGACAAGGAUGAGUGGCAGAUGUGGAAGCGGCGCUCUGACCCGGUGCUUCACAUCGAGCUGAGGCGCUGGGCUGACCUGCUCGUCAUCGCCCCCCUGGACGCCAACACCCUGGGGAAGAUCGCCAGUGGAAUCUGUGACAAUCUGCUGACCUGCGUGGUGCGGGCCUGGGACCUAACGCGCCCCCUGGUCUUCUGUCCCGCCAUGAACACGGCCAUGUGGCAGCACCCCAUCACCGCGAAGCAGGUGGCCGUCCUCAAGGAGUUCGGCUACGUGGAGGUUCCCUGCAUAGCCAAGAAGCUGGUGUGCGGAGAUGAAGGUGUCGCGGAUCAUGAGAGACAAAGCCAGGCUCCUGCUGCAGAGGAAGAGGAACUUCAACCAGCACCAGAGGCGGCAGAGAUUCGCCAAGGAGAAGCACAUUGACCACAAGCUCCUUGCGUGCGCACGGCAGCAGCUAGCUGAGGGCAUCCAGGUACUCGUGCGUGACCCUCAAGCAAAGAGCCACCGAGCUGGCACAGGUGGAAGGGACUGCCUUCAUGCUCCCUCCGACAGCUGAAUCACCCGGUGGUGGGACCGGCACAAUAUCGCCAACUGGUGGAGGAAGAAGAAGAACCCUGAGCAUGCCCGCUCCCCAGCGGCUGUGGACUGGAAGGCCACCGUCCUGCAGAACAUUCUGGAGUCCUACAGCCCUGCUGGGGCUGAACCUGUCCAAUUCCCAUUCUAAUUUGCAAUGUCCAGUUAUCUGCAACCGCAGACACGUGUAUGUGGGAAGCUCAAUGCCGAAUUGGGAGAGUGUACACACUCAGAAACGUGGUGUUGCCGGUGUGCUUCUUUUCACAACACAAGCUACAGUGAAGUGCUCUUAGAGUGGAGUAGGGGGAAGACCUUUCAUAUGCACCUUUGAUGUGCAGUUUGCAGGCGGCCAAUCGAUCAGCAGGGGCCACUGGAGAGAAAAGGAAUGCAGACCCCUAACCGACUGAGCCCUCCCGUACCCUGGGCAAUGGAAUCACCAACUACAAAUCACCCUCAUUUACUCCUUUGUGUGAGCGUAAUGUGUUCAAAUAAAUGUUACAGAAAAGGCUUCUUUCAUUUCAUUUCAUUCACUCCAGAAGGUUAAUAAUGUCUCUCUGUGUUCAUUAUUCAAAGCCUCUACCCCUGUAUUUCUGUGUACUAUGAUAUUCUCUAUUGUUUCUUCCCAAAUUAUUGGUACAUAUAUUUUUCUGGCUAUAAUUUAAUGUUAACUUAUAGAGUUAAAUUUUUUUUUAAUGCAAAAUGUGUUCUGUCUGGUGCUGUCCGUAGUCAGGAUGAAAAGCAAUCGGAUACAGAGAUUAUAAUACUAAAGUAAUAACUAAACGAUUAUUUGUAAUUAUUCCACAAAAAUAAUGAUUAGUAAAUACCCUGCAGAGGGGAUGCUUCAGAGCUAAUUCCUAAACGAUCACCUUUGACAAACACCACAUUUAAGUGAUGGAAUAAAAACGUUUCCAUAUCUUUUCAGUAUUAAUGUUGGUUCUGUAAACAGUCACAUUACACAUUAAAGAGGCUUUGUCAUUCCUUGGCAAUUUUUUUAUCAGC
This is a messenger RNA of Anguilla rostrata (American eel), 2007 nucleotides long. It is a transcript of the gene ppcdc, whose product is annotated as phosphopantothenoylcysteine decarboxylase. The transcript is spliced from 5 exons. Bases 217 to 858 code for a protein of 213 amino acids. Gene Ontology annotation, biological process: coenzyme A biosynthetic process. NCBI's taxonomy places the organism in Eukaryota, Metazoa, Chordata, Actinopteri, Anguilliformes, Anguillidae. Gene Ontology annotation, molecular function: FMN binding; phosphopantothenoylcysteine decarboxylase activity. Gene Ontology annotation, cellular component: phosphopantothenoylcysteine decarboxylase complex. The record is from RefSeq and is a predicted model, not a curated record.